Molecule: messenger RNA, 1011 nt
Organism: Leptosomus discolor (cuckoo roller)
Lineage: Eukaryota; Metazoa; Chordata; Aves; Leptosomiformes; Leptosomidae
Source: RefSeq, a predicted model, not a curated record
UUUUUUAGAACUGCUGAGAAAAUGGGGUUCCAAUGGCUCAAGAUUAUAAACAAGGACCCCCGCUUGGAUGGGAUGGAUGACCUGUCUGGGAUUGAAAUUCCUUUGCACUACAUAUUUAAGCUGGCAUCUCAUGCCAUUCACCUGGUGGUCUUCUAUGAGAGGAGUGGUAAUUAUCUCUGGCAUGGUCCUCUGAGACUCAAGCAACAUAUGGACAGAAAGUUCGUGCCUUUCCGGAAACUCUACUUUGGUCGCUACCCUGGAGCAUAUGAAAAGCCAGAACUUCUGCUUGUUUCCAUUGAUGACUUAAAAGUUCAAAUUCCAAAAAAUCCAUCCAGUUUUCUAGAGGAGAUGUCACACUCUAGAUUUCUUGAAUGUAGGUACAGAGAAGCUCGAGCUUUCUUUCAGCUGUAUCCUGACGAUGCCUCUCUUGAUGCAGUGGAGUUCAGAAAGAAAGCAAAAUCCUUGCUCCAUCUGGCUGCCCUGACACUGAAUAAGUUAGGAGUAAAGUUCUGGCUGAGCAGUGGAACAUGCCUUGGCUGGUAUAGACAGUGCAAUGUUAUUCCUCACAGCAAAGAUGUGGAUUUGGGAAUCUUUAUAAGGGACUACAAAGCAGAUAUCAUUCCAGCCUUUCAGAAAGCAGGGUUACCACUGAAGCACAAAUUUGGCAAGGUAGAAGACAGCUUGGAACUCUCUUUCCAGGGAGAACAUGAUGUGAAACUUGAUAUUUUUUUCUUCUAUGAAGAGGAUGACCACAUAUGGAAUGGAGGAACUCAGGCUAAAUCGGGCAAGAAAUUUAAGUAUCUCUUUCCAAAGUUUACUCUGUGUUGGACUGAAUUUGUGGAACUGAAGGUACACGUGCCCUGUGAAACCCUUCAGUAUGUUGAAGCCAACUAUGGCCCUGACUGGAAGAUUCCUGUGAAGAUGUGGGACUGGAAGAGCUCGCCAUCCAAUGUGCAGUACAAUGGUGUCUGGCCUGUUGAUGAAUGGGAUGAUGUCAUUCAAAUCUACUGA